Molecule: messenger RNA, 568 nt
Organism: Coregonus sp. 'balchen'
Lineage: Eukaryota; Metazoa; Chordata; Actinopteri; Salmoniformes; Salmonidae
Source: the annotation of a GenBank genome assembly
CUAUGCAACAGUAAAGAGUUCUGGAGUUCAGACAUAGACCAAUGUGUAUCCUGCUCAACAUGCAAGCAGUAUCCAAAGACUCCUUCAUGUAACACUUGUAAGUUAAAUUAUUAGCUAAGGAACAUUCAACCUUAUCUUACAACUAAAUCUUGCAAAUAACCAAUGCUUUAUUGUAUGCCUAAAACUGUCCUCUUCGACCAAUAUGUCCCCUUUCAGGCACAUUUACAGAGGAGAGAUCUGAUGGCUGGAGACUGGCAGCCAUUUCCAGCUUCUCUGUGCUGGCAGUCGUUCUGGUCGCUGCAGGAUUGAUCAUUGGGGUCAUGUUGCAUCGACGCACAGCAAACAAUAGGCCCCUUCGUGGUAGGGCUCACGGAUACCAUCUCCUGAUAAACUAACAUUGUCAGUCAUUAAACUUAUUGUAGCAUGAUGAUAGAGGCACACAUUUCUUUGUAGCAUUUUGACACAUUGAGCUCUUUAGGUUCUGGUGAAAAUACAGUACAAAUGUUCUGCAUUUUCUUGUUGUUCUGCAGAACCUAUUGAAGAGACAACGGGACCUCUUUACCAAGCU